This is a messenger RNA of Toxotes jaculatrix (banded archerfish), 1615 nucleotides long. It is a transcript of the gene anxa3b, whose product is annotated as annexin A3b. Lineage: Eukaryota; Metazoa; Chordata; Actinopteri; Toxotidae. Gene Ontology annotation, molecular function: calcium ion binding; calcium-dependent phospholipid binding; phospholipase inhibitor activity. The transcript is spliced from 14 exons. Bases 114 to 1130 code for a protein of 338 amino acids. The record is from RefSeq and is a predicted model, not a curated record. Gene Ontology annotation, cellular component: cytoplasm.
UUGCCUUGUGAACUUCUCUGAAAGGUGUGGCGAUUCUGCCAUACUGCGAAAUUCCUCCUUUGACAUCAAUCCUAUAUUCUCAGUUAGUUUAAGACUUCUCUACAAACACAACAAUGUCUGUUUGGGAUGACCUGGACCUUCUCUUAGACUCCCCCUCUUCACUGACUGUGACAUCCAGUGCAAGAGGAACUAUUAAGGACAAGCCAAACUUUAAAGUGGAAGAAGAUGUGGCUGCACUGAGAAAGGCCAUAGAGGGCCUUGGUACAACAGAAAAAACACUGAUCGAGGUGUUGACCCAGAGAAGUAAUGCUCAGCGUCAGCUUAUCUCUAAUGCCUAUGAGAAGGCCACAGGGAGGAAAUUAGUAGCUGACCUGGAAGGCGACACCCACGGAGACUUUGAGGACUUGUUAGUAGCUUUGGUAACACCUCCUGCUGCAUAUGACUGUCAUGAAGUCAUCAAGGCAAUCAAGGGCGCAGGGACCACAGAGAGUACACUGACAGAAAUCUUUGCCUCAAGAUCCAACAGACAGAUCAGCGCCAUAUCUGAAGCAUACCUGGCAGAAACGGGAAGAUUGAUGAUUCAUGAUCUGAAGUCAGAGGUAUCCGGAGAUUAUGGCAAAGCACUGCUCAUCUUGGCUGAGGGGAAGAGAGACGAGAGCACCAAUGUGGAUGCUGCCAAAGCUAAAGCAGAUGCUAAGGUGCUCUAUGAAGCAGGGGAGAAGAAGUGGGGUACUGAUGAGGACAAGUUUAUUGACAUCCUGUGCCACAGGAGUAUUCCCCAGCUUCGACAGACUCUGGUCGAGUAUAAGAAUAUUAGCAAGAAGACUCUGCAGGAGAGCAUUGAGAGUGAGAUGUCUGGAAACCUGGAGAAGCUACUAGUCGCCGUUGUUAAAUGUGUGAAGAGCGUUCCUGCAUACCUUGCUGAGAGGCUUUUCAAGAGCAUGAAGGGUGCGGGGACAACAGAGUCCAUUCUGACCAGGAUACUCGUCAGUCGCUCAGAGAUCGAUUUGUUGGACAUUAGAGCCGAGUACAAGAAGCUGUUUGGAUGUUCCCUUUACUCCCAGUUAGAGUCUGAAGUUUCAGGCAGUUACGGUAACGCCCUCAAACGUCUCUGUGGCCAAGACGAGUAAUUCCUCCUAACUCCCGAGAUGAAAAACAUAUGGUGGGACGUCCAGCUUUACCUAGUGGAAGAGAAGAGCUGCAUCUAAUGAUGGUGACCAGUCACUGACCUUUUCAUUAGAUUCACACAGAUAUAUUUGCCUGAACCUAGACCUGAUGAUGACUGGAACGAACCAUCUAGGAAUGCUAUUUUAAUGUGGAAUUCCAGCAAUGCGCAACCAGACAUUGAUGUUCUAACUAAAGUGCCAUGCAGACUGGAUAAUUAAAACACCAAGUGUUAAGAAGGAGCUGAUGUUCAUAGAUAUGAAGAUGCUGUUGAAUGUGUUUUUGAAUACUUAAGGUUUGUAUUCCAUGUGACUACUACAACUGCAGAUUUCUUAAUAAGUAUUUUAUCUUCUGGUAUAUUGUAACACAAACAGCCUAAAAGUUGGAAAAAUGCAAAUAGCCAGUGUCAUAACUUUCAUAUUUAACAAAAUAAAGAUACUAUGUUCUACUA